This is a messenger RNA of Aspergillus caelatus, 3142 nucleotides long. Its product is annotated as alpha-ketoglutarate dehydrogenase complex subunit Kgd1. Lineage: Eukaryota; Fungi; Ascomycota; Eurotiomycetes; Eurotiales; Aspergillaceae. The coding region runs from base 257 to 3142 and encodes 961 amino acids. Gene Ontology annotation, biological process: tricarboxylic acid cycle. Gene Ontology annotation, molecular function: thiamine pyrophosphate binding; oxoglutarate dehydrogenase (succinyl-transferring) activity. The record is from RefSeq and is a predicted model, not a curated record. Gene Ontology annotation, cellular component: mitochondrion; oxoglutarate dehydrogenase complex. The transcript is spliced from 3 exons.
AGCCGAACCCUGACCCGAUUGAUAUCCCUCCUACUUCCCACCCCCCAAUUCCAUGAAGAACAGAUAAUCAAAGAAGUACAACCACAAUGUUAAUAUCGCGAGCACGAUACUUCACUCGCCAGAGCCAGAAUCAGCUCUAUAUAUCGCACACAGCGCAGUCUUCUCUCUCACCCACAACGACAAUAUGCCGUUCCGGCCACUGCACAGACCACCGAGGAAAUAGUAAGUAUCAUUGACAUGGAGAUUUCAACAGAAAAUGUUAACUUUCACUCUUCAGGUCCACAAUGAUGACUUUCUACAAGGAAGCGCAGCAACCUACAUCGACAUGAUGUACUCGUCGUGGAAGAAUGACCCGUCCUCUGUGCAUCUUUCAUGGCAGGCGUAUUUUCACAAUGUCGAGAAUGGCCACAUACCCAUGGACCAGGCAUUCAUGCCGCCUCCAGGUCUAGUGACGGCAUCGACGAGUGUAUCAAUCGCACCAAAUUCGCGAGAAAAUAGCCUCACUGUCAAGCAGUUGAAGGCGAUUCAACUGAUCCAGGAGUAUCAGAGAUGGGGACACGAGUAUGCAUCUACUGAUCCGUUGGGGAUGGCGAACGAGGGGAAGAUUCGUCGGAAAGAGCUGCAAUUGAGCCAUUAUGGGCUCGGUGAGCAGGAUCUCGAUCUCGUGCUUACCGCUGGGACAGGCUCUAUGCAGGAUUUCACAUCUGAGAAGCCCAAAACCCUGCGGGAGAUUAUCGCUGCCUGUGAGGAGACUCAUUGCAGCAUGAUGGGAGUCGAAUACAUGCAUAUCUCGAAUCAGGAGCAGGUGGACUGGAUCCGAGCUCGUAUUGAGGGCGCGCAGCGCCAUCGGUUCACUGACGAGGAUAAACGACAUAUGUUGCAUGGUCUUGUCCGCGCUACUAGUUGGGAGAAGUUUAUUGCGACUAAGUUUCCGAAUGAGAAGCGGUUCGGGUUGGACGGUGUCGAGAGCUAUAUUCCUGCGCUGGAGGCUGCGAUUGAUAGGUCGGCUGAACAUGGUGUUGAUAAGAUUGAAAUGGGGGUUGCGCAUCGCGGCCGCAUGAAUAUGCUGUACAACAUUAUCGGGAAGGAUGGGGCGGCCAUGUUCCAUGAUUUUGAUCCCAAGGGGACCUCCCAUUGGGGUAUUCCUGGGGAUGUUAAAUAUCAUUACGGUGGUAGUGGCGAGCAUGUAGCAUCUUCCGGUAAGAGAGUGUAUAUGAACGUGCUGCCUCAACCAUCGCAUUUGGAUUCGGUGAACCCGGUUGUUAUGGGCAAGACGCGCGGGAUCCAGGAUCGCCUUGCGGAUGGCCAGGAUUCCACAAUGAUGCUUAACGUGCAUACGGAUGCGUCAUUUGCCGCUCAGGGCACGAUAUACGAGACGUUAGGGCUUUCAGGUUUGCCCGGGUACACCACUGGCGGCACGCUGCGCGUGAUUGUUAACAACCAGGUUGGCUUCACAACGGAUAUGUGGCAGGCAAGGUCGACCCCUUACUGCACUGAUGUGGCCAAGGUGCUGGAUGCACCAGUGUUCCAUGUUAACGGAGACGAUGUCGAAGCGGUUUGCUCGGCGGCGAUUCUUGCAGCUGAUUUCCGGGCACAAUUUAAGAAAGAUUGUGUGGUCGAUAUCAUUUGCUAUCGGCGCAACGGACACAAUGAGAUGGAUCAGGCUUCUUUCACUCAUCCUACCAUGCACAGGCGGAUUGCUGAUAAGGUCCAUAUUUUGGACCGGUACGAGGCAGGGCUGAUUGAGCAAAGCAUCGUAACACGGGAGCAAGUGGAUGGCAUGAAAAAUGAUGCUUGGGACAAACUUACGCAGUGCUUGGAAAAGAGUGGCGAUCACAAGCCUGAUGCGCGCGAGUGGCUAAUCGACUCUUGGAAAAGUGUAAAAUCACCCAUGGAGUUAGAAAGAGAGACACUACCACAAAAGGUCACAGCCAUUGGCCAUCAGGCUGUAGAGACUGUAACCCAAAAGCUGGGAGCUGCGGUCCCCGAUGAUUUCGUGCUACACAAGAAUCUAGAGCGCAUCCUCGUUCAUCGCAAGCAGACUGUCGACUCUGGAACGGAUAUUGACUGGGCAACAGCUGAGGCUCUCGCUUUCGGCACACUAUUGCAGGAGGGCACGACUGUACGUGUCUCCGGACAGGAUGUAGAACGAGGUACCUUCUCUCAGCGACAUUCAGUCCUCCACGAUCAACAGUCCAACCAAACUUACACUCCGCUGAGUAUCCUGGGCGAAGGGCAAGGCCUCUUCAGCAUUACCAAUUCGUCGCUGACCGAAAAUGCUGCUUUGGGCUUCGAGUAUGGCUAUUCCUUAGCUGAUCCAAACGCCCUAGUGAUAUGGGAAGCACAAUUCGGAGACUUUGCCAAUAAUGCUCAGUGCAUUAUCGACAACUAUAUUGCAUCAUCUGAAGAGAAAUGGCUCCAAAGGUCGGGUGUGGUCCUUUCCUUGCCACACGGAUACGACGGCCAGGGGCCGGAGCAUACAUCAACUCGAUUGGAGAGAUUCCUGCAACUAGGCAAUGAGGAUUCAAGAUCUUUCCCAUCACCUGAGCAGCUGCAGCGGCAGUAUCAGGAUUGCAAUAUGCAAGUAGUGUGUAUGACCAGCCCAGCCAAUUACUUCCAUAAUCCGCUUAUCAUCCUGUUCUCCAAAUCUCUGCUCCGUCAUCCGCUUGCUCGCUCGGAUAUCCAAGAUUUCACUGAAAUGCCUUAUUUCCAACCUCUAUUGUCUGAGACUGAGCACGGAAAAACCGUAAAUGACCCCCAAAGUAUUAAGCGUGUCAUUUUCUGCUCGGGUCAGGUCUAUGCUGCCUUCUCCAAGCACCGCGAAACCCAUGGUCUGAAGGAUACAGCCAUAACACGAGUCGAAGAACUCCAUCCCUUCCCUUGGGAACAAGUACGGCAGAACCUGGAUACUUAUCCCAACGCAAAGGAUAUCGUCUGGUGCCAAGAGGAAGCACUAAAUGGGGGUUCCUGGAGCCAUGUGAUGCCGCGCAUGGACCUCAUCUUGCAAAGGACAGAGAACCACGGAGACAAGAGGGUGAGGUUUGCAGGGAGAGACCCGGCAUCAGGUGUGGUUGUGGGGUAUAAGGUACUGCAUGCACUGCAGGAGCAGAUUCUAUUGAAUGAUGCUUUUCAAAUUGAAUAG